AUGGGCUGCUUCUUCUCCACGCCUUCCACUGGAAACAUCAUCGUCCGCCGCGCCACACCCCGUGAUGUGCACUACCUCCCAAGCAUCGAGUACUCCGCUAAGCAACUCUUCCACAUCGUAGGUCUGUCCAAGUUAGCUGACGCUCCCGUACCACCUCCCAGCCUCUUCUCCCUAGACCAGCAAGAGGGGAAGAUCUGGGUCGCGGUAUCGCGGGAUAGUAUGGAACCCGUCGCCUUAGUUGUUAUGGGUGCCGAUCCUACGACGCGUUCUCGUCGUGUACUGUCCGUGCGGAAGUUUGCGGUGGAUCAGAGACACGCUAGACAGGGCGUUGGCAGGCGGCUGCGGUACGUAGAGUGUGUUAAGAAGGGACGGGAAGGUUGGCGAGAUACGCUUGUCGGGGUAUGA
Trematosphaeria pertusa is the source of this 405-nucleotide messenger RNA. RefSeq lists its product as uncharacterized. The record is from RefSeq and is a predicted model, not a curated record. The transcript has a single exon. NCBI's taxonomy places the organism in Eukaryota, Fungi, Ascomycota, Dothideomycetes, Pleosporales, Trematosphaeriaceae. Bases 1 to 405 code for a protein of 134 amino acids.